GCGUGCGGCCACCGGGAGAAGUUUGAAAAUAAAUGUGAAACUUUUUUUUCCUUAAACGUUUGAUGUCAGCGUUGUUUCAUUUGCUCCUUCCCGGUAAAUUCAGCGGAAUUUCUACAAACAGCGAGCUGAACCGAGAAGCGCGGCGCAGAGGAGGUUUAUCUCCAGGCAGCCAUGUCUUCCCCAGGAGGAGAACCCUCGUCUGUCCUGUCGUCCGCCUUGUCGGCUGCCGUGUCGGCUGCCAUGGCAGUUGCUAUGGCCGUGGAUGCAAAGGCUGAUCUCGCCACGCUGUUAGACGAAUGGGAAGAAGCACAGCGAGGCACCACAGAGCAACUGGUGUCCGUCCUUACAAAAAUAUCUGAGCUGAUUGAGCGGGAGACAGGGGAGUAUCACAAAGCAGACCCUGAUCCAUUUGAUGACCGUCAUCCAGGACGGGCGGACCCAGACUGCAUGCUGGGACAGCUCCUGAAGAUGCUCUUUAUGAACGACGACUUCACUAAUGCGCUGUUGGACACUUACAUAAUGACCAGCAGAGAGCAGAGCCUCAACACAGCUGCCUGCCGCCUGCUCCAGAACAUCGUGCCGGGCCUGGAGACCUCCGUCGUCUUCCAGGAGAAGGAAGGUCUGGUUGAGAAGUUGUUCAGCUGGGCUCGUGAAGCUGAGCGGCCCAUGUGCGUCUACGCCACGGGGCUGCUGGCCAGAGCCAUGAGCAACCAGGAAGUGGCAACCAGCUACAGAGAGGAGAACGCUCAGCUGGUCCCGAUCAUGAUCCGACGCCUGCAUGAGCUGCAACGUGAAGAGGCCAAGAAUCACUUCAGUCCCACCAAGACCCCCCAGAAUCUACCUCAGGACUCUCAGGUUGAAGCCGCCCAAACCUCAAGGAUUUCUGCAGACCAGCAAGAGAAGACAGAGGGGGAGAAUGUGGGAGAGACGGAGGACAGAAGAGAGAGAGACGGAGAGAGCAGCAGGCCGGUGUUGAAGGCCGGUACCAAACCUUUGUCCCUGUUCGGAUCGGCCCAGAAAAAUGGUGGCUGCAGCAGCAACGGUGGGUCCGCCUCCACCCGAUUGCUUCCAGGCUUUGUUUACCAAGCGAGCCAGGACCCUGCCGCCAGGGAGACAGAGGACCGACAGGCAGGAAGAGGAGGAGGAGGGAAAAGACGGACGGUAAAGGAGAACGGGAGGAAGGCUAAGCAGAAGCUCAACUUCACCUCCUCCUCCUGCAGGGCUGACGAAGAGGUGGAGAGGACCGACGCCAGCGACCAGCCAUCCAACAGCACGUCCUGGUCUGAGAUGAGCUCGAUUGUGAUUGGCUCGGACUAUUGCCUGUCACCGCUAAGCCCGGCCAUGGAGCAGAGGCUCAUCCUGCAGUAUCUGACACCGCUCGGAGAUUACCAGGAGCUGCUUGCCGUCUUCAUGCAGCUGGACACCCGGUCUUUGCUGAUGAACUACAUCGACCUCAGGCGGACCAAGAACGUCCAGCUCACCUUUGAUGCGCUCCUGUACCUGGCCUCACUUCUCCUCCAUAAAAAGUUUGCUGCAGAGUUCAUCGCUCAUGGAGGAGUUCAGAAGCUUCUGGAGAUCCCGAGGCCUUCGAUGGCAGCGACUGGAGUUUCACUCUGCUUGUACUAUCUGGCCUACAACCAAGAUGCUAUGGAGAGGGUGUGCAUGCUGUCAGAUGGCGUGCUGUCAGACAUGGUGUCCUACGCUCUGUGGCUCCUGGAGUCGUCCCACGCUUCGGGCGUCUGCCACGCCACCAUGUUUUUCUCCAUCUCCUUCUCCUUCAGGGUGGUGCUGCAGCUCUUCGACCACCAGGACGGCCUGCGCAGGCUCGUCAACUUGAUCAGUACUCUGGAGAUCCUGAACUUAGAGAAUGAGGUGUCCAUAAUGAGUGAUGACCAGGUCUUCUCCAGCCGGCAGACGGCCAAGCAUACCUGCAUGGCCCUGCGCAGGUACUUUGAGGCUCACCUGGCAGUAAAGGCUGAGCAGGUGAAGCAGUCCCUGCAUGCGUCAGAUGAAGGUACCAUUGUUCCCCAGCAGCCAUUUUACAAGGCAUAUACGUACACCAGAGAGCAGGUUAUCGAGAUGAUGGAGUUUCUCAUCGAGUGUGGACCUCCUCAGCUCCACUGGGAGCCAGUCGAGGUUUUCUACAAGCUGUCCUGUGUCCCUUUAAUGCUGCAGCUCAUAUCAGCAGCCUGCGACUGGAGGACAUACUAUGGCAGGAGCGACACAGUGCGCUACGCCUUGGACAUCCUGGCCAUCCUGACAGCGGUGCCUAAAGUGCAGCUGGUGCUAGCUGAUACGGUGGACGUUCUGGAUGAGACCAGGUCACCUGUUUCCACUGUGGGUAUGAGCAUCAUCCUGGGUGUCGCAGAGGGCGAGGUGUUCGUAAAUGAUGCUGAGAUCCAGAAGUCUGCGUUACAGGUGAUAAUAAACUGUGUGUGCGCUCCAGACCAGAGCCUGAACACUGUGGGUGCUUUUGCUGUUGCCCCCCUCAGGACGUCCCUCCACCCCCAGCAGCCUCCUGCCCCCCACAACCGGGUCCUGGCCCACAUGUGGCAAGUAGUGCAGAACAACAAUGGAAUAAAGGUGCUCCUGUCUCUGUUGUCGGUGAAGAUGCCCAUCACAGAUGCAGACCUGAUCCGUGCUCUGGCCUGCAAGGCUCUGGUCGGACUCUCUCGCAGCUCAGCGAUCAGACAGAUCAUCAGCAAACUACCGCUGUUCACCAGCGGGCACAUUCAACAGCUGAUGAAGGAGCCCGUGCUGCAGGACAAACGCAGCGAGCACGUCCGUUUCUGCCGCUAUGCUGCCGAGAUGACCGAGCGAGUCUCUGGCAAGCCUCUCCUCAUGGGUACCGACGUCUCAUUGGCUCGUCUGCAGAAGGCUAAUGUGGUCGCCCAGUCACGGAUCACCUUUUCUGAGAAGGAACUCCUCAUGCUGAUCAGGAACCACCUUGUGGCUAAAGGGCUCCAUGACACGGCGAGCACGCUCAUUAAAGAGGCAAAUUUAUCCGUAGGACCUGUCUGUCCGAACUCGUCCUCCUGUGUCACCCCCUGCGCCUCCUCCUCAGUGAAUCCCAGGACUUGCCGGCUGGCUGGUGGGAUUGCAGCUCGCGUUGCCAGCCAUGUUGGAUCCUCUCCUGUGUCCUCAGUUGCUGCCGUCUCCUCCACCUCUCCUACUUCCUCCCGCGCCCAUGUCACUCCUCACCCGUCAUGCUCCUCUUUGUCUUCCCAAGCCCUCCCCCCUCCUCCAACUCCUCACUCUCAUGGGCAGGCCUCACAUCUGGUUGGCCGGAUUUUGUUCACACGGGAACGCCCAGCGGCCAAUUGCAACUCAGGGAAAAAACUUCGCUCUCUGAAACAGAAGUCUGACCACGGUGCUUUCAUACAGACUCCAGCCAUGAAGAAGCAGCUGGAGCGCCACCUUCCUUCCCCCCCGACCCUUGACAGCAUCAUCACAGAGUACCUGAGGGAACAACACGCACGGUGCCCCAAUCCUGUCACCACCUGCCCCCCCUUCUCCCUGUUCACCCCCCACCGAUGUCCUGAGCCAAAGCAGAGGCGACAGGCUUCACCCAACUUCACCGCCCGCCUGGGGAGCAGGGUGCUGUACCCGAAAUAUGGAGGCGUGGACAGAGGGUGUCUGGAUAGACAUCUGAUAUUUAGCAGGUUUCGUCCGAUGUCCGUCUUCCACGAGGGUGAUGGAGAUGAGAGCGGUUUCACGUGUUGUGCCUUCUCAGCCCGUGAGCGUUUCCUGAUGCUGGGAACCUGCUCCGGUCACCUCAAAUUCUACAAUGUCUUCUCCGGAGAGGAGGAGGCCAACUACACCUGCCACACAUCAGCCAUCACACACCUCGAACCGUCCAGGGACGGGAAAUUGCUUCUUACCUCUGCUUCUUGGAGCGUUCCCUUGUCUGCCCUCUGGAGUAUGGACGGUGUCUUCAGCAUGAAAAACUCGUUUGUAGAUGACCACUACGUCGAGUUCAGUAAACUCUCUCAGGACCGAGUCGUCGGCACCAAGGACCAAGUCGCGCACAUCUACGACAUUCAGACGGGUCAGAAGACCCUGACCCUGAACAACCCCGCCCUGGCAAAUAACUACAAGAGGAACUGUGCCACCUUCAAUCCCAGCGACGACCUGGUGCUAAAUGAUGGGGUGCUGUGGGACGUGCGGGCGUCUCGGGCCAUCCAUAAGUUCGACAAGUUCAACAUGAACAUCAGUGGGGUUUUCCAUCCCAACGGCCUGGAGGUCAUCAUCAACACUGAGAUUGUAUCCUCCCAUCCUGUGUUCAGCCUUGACAGCAGGUGUCAGUGGGACCUGAGGACCUUCCACCUGCUGCACACUGUCCCCGCCCUGGACCAGUGCAGGGUGGUCUUCAACAGCAACGCCACCAUUAUGUAUGGAGCAAUGCUGCAAGCUGAUGAUGAGGACGAUGCGAUGGACCAGCAGAUGAAGAGUCCCUUCGGCUCGUCCUUCAGAACCUUCGAUGCCACAGACUACAAGCCCAUUGCCACGGUGGACGUAAAGAGGAACAUCUUCGACCUGUGUACUGACACCAAAGACUGCUACCUGGCUGUCAUCGAGAACCAGGACACGGUGAGCUUGGACAUGGUGUGUCGUCUCUAUGAGGUGGGACGACAGAAACUGGCUGAGGAAGGAGACGACGACGAUCAGGAUGAUGAAGAUCAGGAUGACGACGAUUCCUCAGACACAGAUGACGACGACGACGACGAUGAUGACGAUGAUUUGGACACAGAUCCGCUCUUAGAGGAACUGGCCAAUAACGACAACCCAGAGAACGGCGACCGGGCCGACUCUCCCAUGGAUGAAGAGAUCGCAGGUCUUCUCGCCAGCAACAGUGACGAUGACAACAAUGAUGACGAUGACUCAGAAGACUCAGACCACUCGUACAGAAGUGACGACGGAUCUGAUUCCGACUAUGAAAACUACUACCCAGACCACUCAGAGGACGAGGACGCUCAGCUCCUUCAGUCCCUCAGGGACAGAUGGUUCUCCUGACCUGAGGAGCUGCUCCUGCACUGACAAUGUGAAACUCAUCGAGGACUCUUUUCUUUUCCAACCAUCAUUUCACAUUUCAGGCAAGUUGACUGUGAACACACUGAUAUGCACAUCAGUGUCCUGGUUGAUUUAAAAAAAUAAAAUAAAAUCUGGAACAUUCUCUCUAUUUACCUUUUAAACGUUAGAGAGACGACAGUGAUGAUGAGUAAAUAUUUCCCAAAGAUCACGGGGCUCAGAUGAAGACACCGACUUUUCCCUUCACCUGAUUUUCUGCUUGUUGUUUCAGUCGCAGAGAAUUUGAAUGAAACGUAUUUAUGAUGUUUUACCUGGCUCUGUCUCUGCUGGAGCAAAGGUUUAAUGUUUCCCAUGCAAAAUAAGUAAUUUAAUAAAAAUCUGUUUGCUUUAUGUUUUAUUAAACUUUUGAUGUCACAGUUUCAUGACCUGCCAACCCUCUGAGGAAGGACAGUUUAUAGUGUUUUCACCCAGUUUUCCUAAAGAUGAAUCAUCCAGGUUCAGUCUAAAAUCCAUUAUACUCACAGCUAUAAAUUGGAAUUAAAUUUAAAUAAGAAUUGUGUUUUGUCCGCCGCACACAGUGUCUGGUUUCUGCAGCAGUCUAACACACAUUUUCCAAAUGUUUGAUCAAAGCUAAAAGCCAAAUAUUUCACACAGGCUGUGGAUCAGUGUGGAGCCGCAGCAGCUUUCCUCAUUUUACACCUGAAACAGCUGGAUACCUGAGAAAAUGUUAGGUACAGGCUUAAAGAUGUGGAUGAAAAUGAGUUAAAGAAAAACUCUGUGGAUCAGGACGAUGUGGGUUCCCUCACUCUGCUGGAUCACUGAGGUUAUCAGGGAACAAAGACCUCAGUCACACUCACCCCGGCGUCUCAGUGGAAAUAAUCCAAACUCCUACCUCCUUAUUGGAGCAGUAAAACACCCCU
Molecule: messenger RNA, 5948 nt
Organism: Toxotes jaculatrix (banded archerfish)
Lineage: Eukaryota; Metazoa; Chordata; Actinopteri; Toxotidae
Product: DDB1- and CUL4-associated factor 1-like
Exons: 30
Coding region: 172-5013 (1613 amino acids)
Biological process (GO): protein ubiquitination
Cellular component (GO): Cul4-RING E3 ubiquitin ligase complex; nucleus
Molecular function (GO): histone H2AT120 kinase activity; nuclear estrogen receptor binding
Source: RefSeq, a predicted model, not a curated record